Messenger RNA from Diabrotica virgifera virgifera (western corn rootworm), 8107 nucleotides. It is a transcript of the gene Su(H), whose product is annotated as suppressor of hairless protein. NCBI's taxonomy places the organism in Eukaryota, Metazoa, Arthropoda, Insecta, Coleoptera, Chrysomelidae. Gene Ontology annotation, biological process: regulation of transcription by RNA polymerase II. Gene Ontology annotation, cellular component: nucleus. The transcript is spliced from 5 exons. Gene Ontology annotation, molecular function: DNA-binding transcription activator activity, RNA polymerase II-specific; RNA polymerase II cis-regulatory region sequence-specific DNA binding. The coding region runs from base 401 to 1921 and encodes 506 amino acids. The record is from RefSeq and is a predicted model, not a curated record.
UCAUCUGACAAAACAGCUUUAAGGAUAAAGAAGUUUAAAAUUGCAUUAACAUUGGAUAUAUUUUGAUUUUUUGAUGUUGAAAAGUUGGCCAGACUGUCGGAAAAUUCGAGUUGUGAACAGGUGUUUUUCAAAUGGAAUGAGGUGAAAUAGCAUGUAAGAACAAAAAGAGGGGAGAGAAUCUCACAACAGUUGAACAGCAGCGUUUUGUUCUCACGUAUGAAAUAUUACAUUACAGCGGUAGUCGUAGAGGAGUAUACAGUGGUUACCGAAUGUGUGUUUAUUGUUUGUUUACAUUGCCUUCAUAACAAUUCAAAUGGACACCGAAUUUAUAAACCAAAUAUGAAGUGUAUACUUUGUGAGGUUAACUAAUGGUGUUUUUAUUUGGUAGUGUAGAGUGAAAAUGCCUCAUCAGUACGGCUUACCGGGAAUAAAUCAUGCCCAGUCGCCCCCUACACCUCCACCUCAGCAUGGGGCUAUGUAUUCUAGGUUUGCUGGGGCUGUCGUGCCAGGAGGAUACCGAGGAGAAGACAGAAGGCUUACAAGAGAGGCCAUGGAGAGGUACCUCAGGGAAAGAUCUGACAUGGUGAUUGUUAUUUUACACGCAAAAGUUGCCCAAAAGUCAUAUGGUAACGAGAAGAGGUUCUUCUGUCCACCCCCUUGUAUUUAUUUGUUUGGGGAAGGUUGGAGACUGAGGCAAGAACAGAUGCUUCGUGAGGGAGAAUCUGAGCAGGCUUCACAGCUGUGUGCCUUUAUAGGAAUAGGAAAUUCAGAUCAAGAUAUGCAACAACUAGACCUCAAUAAUGGCAAGCAAUACUGUGCUGCAAAGACUUUAUAUAUUUCAGACUCGGAUAAACGUAAACAUUUUAUGCUAUCAGUGAAAAUGUUCUACGGUUCGGGACAUGAUAUUGGAGUGUUCCAUAGUAAACGAAUUAAAGUGAUAUCAAAACCUUCUAAGAAAAAACAAAGUUUAAAAAAUGCCGAUUUGUGUAUAGCUAGUGGUACGAAAGUGGCUUUAUUUAAUAGGUUACGAUCUCAGACUGUUUCUACGCGAUAUUUACAUGUAGAAAACGGACAUUUUCAUGCAAGUUCGACGCAGUGGGGCGCUUUCACGAUACAUCUUUUAGACGAUAACGAAUCGGAGAGUGAAGAAUUUCAAGUUAGGGAUGGUUAUAUACAUUAUGGUUCAACUGUCAAAUUGGUGUGUUCUGUUACGGGUAUGGCUUUACCAAGGCUCAUUAUCAGAAAAGUAGACAAACAACAAGCUUUAUUGGAAGCGGAUGAUCCAGUAUCUCAACUUCAUAAAUGUGCAUUCUAUAUGAAAGAUACAGAACGAAUGUACCUCUGCCUAUCCCAAGAACGGAUCAUUCAGUUUCAAGCCACACCUUGCCCAAAGGAAUCAAAUAAGGAAAUGAUCAACGAUGGAGCGUGCUGGACCAUCAUAUCCACAGAUAAAGCAGAAUAUCAGUUUUAUGAGGGGAUGGGUCCAGUGCGAUCUCCAGUUACACCAGUGCCGAUAGUACACAGUUUACAUUUAAAUGGUGGAGGGGACGUAGCUAUGCUCGAGCUUACUGGUGAUAAUUUUUCUCCUUCGCUGCAAGUUUGGUUUGGAGAUGUUGAAGCUGAGACUAUGUAUAGAUGCCAAGAAAGCAUGCUUUGCGUAGUACCGGACAUAUCACAAUUCCGAGGAGAGUGGCUGUGGGUCCGCCAACCGACACAAGUGCCCGUUUCGCUGGUCAGAAACGACGGUAUUAUCUACGCCACUGGACUGACAUUCACGUAUACACCAGAACCUGGACCUAGACCUCAUUGUUCUUCUGCCGAUGAAAUAAUGAGGCAGGCGCAAAGUAAUCAAAGGACUGCGCAGGCGCAGCCGCAAGCAGCCAUUACAGAAAAUGCUUGGAAUUCGCAUGGAAUGCAUUAGUCAAACACGAACUUUCUUUAGUUCGAAAAAUUGUAGCAAUAAGUGGAAAUGGUGGUUGGUACUCUUUUUCCUCAUCGGUAUGAAGCAGAAACUUAAGCCAAAAAACAAAAAUAACCAUAUACAAAACCCUUAUACAACCAGUGUUGACAUAUGGAUCGGAGACAUGGACCAUCUCCAAGGCAGAUGAAAACCUUCUGCUUAUAUUUGAACGAAGGAUCCUGAGAGGCAUAUUCGGUGGCAUCUGUGAAAAUGGUAUUUGAAUACCACAGAUAUAAACAUAUAUUUGGUGGUAAAGACGUUGUAUCUGUUAUAAGAAUAGGAAGACUAAGAUGGGCAGGACAUCUAGCAAGAUCACAGCAUAACAACCCUCCUAGAAGAAUCCUUAUGUCACAACCUGUGGGAAGUAGAAAUAGGGGUAGGCCAAAACUUAGAUGAAAGGACGGUGUAGAUGAGGAUGGGAGAAAAAUAGGCGCAGCAAACUGGCAAGGGUUGGCAAUGGAUAGGACUGACUGGCGUAAUAGACUCUUUCAUAGGGCUGUAGCACCAUUGAUGAUGAAGAAGGCAUAUGACUAGAUACCUAGAAUCAAGCUAUGGGAAGCAAUCCGAAGUUCCACGAAUAUUAAUAAAAGCAGUAGAAUCAAACUAUAAGAAUAACAAAGUAGCUAUCAAAACGGGCAAUAUAAUGUGCAGUUCACUUAUGUCAUCAGUACCUAAUAUGCCAUCAGCACUGCAACAUUAAAGGUUUUAUUACCAUUUGCGACUUCGUACUUGUGCGAAACGGAUUUUUCUGCAGUGACAGUAGUUAAAAACAAGUACAGGUCAAACAUAAACUUAGAAAAAGAAAUGAGAGUGGCAAUUUCCAAAUUGGACCCCCGGUUUCAUAAGCUGUGCUCAAAAAAGCAAGCACAUCCCUCACAUUAACCAGCCAGUUACAUAAAAUAAUAUCCAUUUUUAUUUUUGUGCCUAUGUUUUGAUUUCAUUGGUAAAUGUUCAAAUAGUUUUUUUGUUAUAAAUAACUAUAACCUAUUCACGAGGAAAAAAUUUCCUGUAGUUGGCUGUAUACCAUUUAUUACAAAAAACCAUGAAAUCCUUUAUAAAAGGUAUAUUUGUUAAAAUCCCUAUAUGUUUUAUGAUGUAGCCCUGUAUAGGGAUUUUAACAAAUAUACCUUUUAUAAAGGAUUUCAUGGUUUUUUAACUAUAACCUGUUACUAGGCUAGUACUUACCAAAAUUGGUAAGUUUUAUUGGGGUUUGGGUUGAGGGGCGUCGCAAAAAAAUAGCAAAAUCUAAAGAGCGUCACAGUACGAAUAAAUUUGGAAAGUCCUGUUCUAACUUUUAUGCCAGGAGAGAGGUUGAGGCUCUUGAAGAAGGCCAUCAUCUGGUUGAAGGUGGAUCUAGUUUUUCCGAUGCAUGGUCUUAUCUCUUGGUUGUUGGUCCAUUCUUCAUUUAUUAUAGUGCCGAGGUAGUUGUAGUGCGUAAGUCUUUCUACAGGGGUUUAGUUGGUAUAGAGUUGACCUUCUGUUAUAUGUUUCUUGCUAAUGAUCAUAAGCUUUGUCUUCUUUACGUUUAUAUUGAAGUUAAGUCAAUAUCGUUGACUGUAAUACGUGAUUUUGUUCAUAAAGACUUGCAGGUCUUCUAGGUUGUCAGCAAACACAACGGUGUCACCUGCAUAUCUGAAGUUAUUUAGCCGGUACCCGUUUAGUAGAAUAUCUUUUUCAGGUUCGUGCAAAGCCAAUCAAUAAUAGGUUUGUUCCAACACAACGAGAAACCGUCCAUGUAACGAUCACCGUCCUGCGCAGCAAACAAAAUAACCCAUGGAACGCACGAUAUACAGACACAGAACGCAUGGAACGUAUUAUUUUAUAGUAACGUGAUCAUUACAUGACGGUUCUCGUUGUGUUGGAACAAACCUUAUAAUGAGGAUAUAAGCCUUUAAAUAACGGUGCGUCAUUUGGUUGAACUGCUAGAUUUUUUAAAUAACCAUGCUUCUGUGUUAUUAUGUCAAAAUAGUAUAUUUCUUUGUUUGUAUAAUAACCAUAAUAAUAACCAUUCAAGUUUUCUCAUGUUUAGCGUUCAGGUUCAAUGAAUGAACCUUCAACUAUUCUUUUCUAAACUGAAUUGCAUCAAUUCGUAGACUUAAUGACAUUCACAUUUUUAGUGAGACAAUUAAAUUUUAUAUUUUACUUGGUAAUUAACUUAAAUACAAUUAAAUUUUUUUGAAAUGCAGUAAGUAUUGAAAUAUCUCGAAAUGCGUGUUUGUGAUUUUCUAAUGAGUUUUAUACUAUUGUAAAGAUUGUAAACAAUAUUUUUAGUAAUCAGGUGAGUCAAAACAAUCACUGAUUGCAUGCGUCUAAGUAUCCAUUCAAAAUUAUUUAUGAAUGAAUCAUAAACAGUUACAAGGAUUACUAAUGAUGUUAUCUAAUAAUUGCUAAAACAAAUGUAAAGUUACACAAUAACAUUUUUUACAUCAAAAACAAGAUUCCAAAUUUUAUUUCCAAUAUUCCUAGAAAUUCCUAAUUUCUAGAAACAUUGGAUGAUUAAAUUAUAUUAUCUCGUGAUGUUAACUAGAUACUUAAAAAAUACUUCUUCCUCUUUAUAAGCAAUUCGGCUUGUUCAUUGGCGGAUUAAUACUUCUAUGGAAGGUUGUCACUUCAUCUUUUGCGUGGUAGGCCGAUACUUCUACCGAUUGGCGAUUUAUUUCUUUCUAGUUUGACCACACGUGUCUUUCCCAUUCUUCCAUUCUUUUUGUCUAUUUGAUUUGCGUGUAUAGAUUAAAUGCUAUGUGGAAAUGCUAUCAAUGAGAGUCCCCGUUUAGGAUUUUGUCCUCUUCAGGGUUUGUAGUGAAUGUAUUGAGUUGAACAACGAAAAAGUGGCCGCAAAAGCAAACAGUCCGAAAAACACACUGGGGCAUGUGUCGUUUCCUGGUGUUCCUGGUGAUCCUGGGUUAUGCCGGACGGUGGUGUCCAGAAGGCCAAAAAGACAACAGAGAAGAAAGUUUGAUGGAGUUGUUGUUGGUUCCAUAGACAUUUACUUGUACUGUCCGUGCUUUGCCCUCGACCACCCCUCUAGAAACCAUUGUACGCCAACUGGUAGAACCAGCGGCCCUCGUCGGCGGUCAAGGGGUGGUUUUGAGCGCAGCGUGGACAGUGAGCGUUCGAGUGGUGAAAAUAGUUGAGGCUAUUUUCUUGGGACGAACAGGUAUAAUUGUGCAAUGAAGUUGGGAAACCGCAAAAAACCAACUUCCCCCUGUUCGGGGUAGGGAAGAGGAUGAGUUAUAGGUGGGUGCGGUAGGCUAACGGGGUAGCCUCGAGGAUGUUCUCGUAUUCUACCGGGAGUUCGUCAAUGCAUGUUUGCAUUAGAGCAGACGGUGGAUGAAUCUUUUUGCGCUUGGGCUUUGCGCGGUAGAAUACGUGGCCAGAAGAUGAACAGGAACAUUUGAGAGAUUCUUGUGUGUCGGAGGGGGACCGUUGAUUACUUUGGUUGUGAAGUUCCUGUUCAGAGAGUUUAUUCUCUCACUGAUUUUGGGGAUGUUUGAGAUGUUAUGGAUUUCGUUUGAGGGAUAUCUCCAGUGCUCGUAGUUGCAUCUACGCAAGAUUCUUCGUUCUACUCGCAACAACCUUUCUUUUUGUGCUCUAGCGCAAAGAGAGUAGAGGCAUGAUUUGUACUCAAUGACGGGUCGAAUAUAGGUCUUGUAAGUGUGUAAGAGAGUCUUCUUGUGUGUCUUGCCAAUUCGUCCAGAGAGAGGGUUGAGAAGUCUGGCUCUGUUCCUUACCCUAUCUAAAGUUGCCUUUAGAUCUGCGUCCCAGUUAAGAGUCCUGGUAAACAGUACUCCCAGGUAGGUCGCAGUCGGGCUAAGAACAAGCCUUUCUCCCAACAAUCUCAGUGGAUAUUGGUCGUCUUCAUUUCUUAUGAUUCUUUGUGACACAGAAGGGGCGCGAAACACAAUUGUUGUUGUUUUGUUCGCGUUCAGCGUGACUCUCCACUUACAACACCAAUCCCCGACCCCGUCCAACAGAGCCUGGUCUCUUCUGUGGAUGAGUAAUGGGUUGUAUCGAGAGGUUGUCGUGAGUAGAGCCGUGUCGUCUGCAUAGAGAAAAAGCCGAGUGCCUGGGAUAUUUUGGUUUGUGAUAUCGCUGUUGUAGAUGAUGUACAACAGUGGUGCUAGGACUGAACCCUGGGGAACUCCAGCUUGUGGAGUGAAGGGGGUAGACUUUUGAUCGCUUAUUUUCACUCUGACAGUUCGGUUGUGGAGGUAUGAGUGUACAAUUUUGGUAAAUUGUAAUGGUAGCCAGAUGUCCAGAAGUUUCCGAACAAGUCCGUCGUGCCAGACCUGAUCGAAAGCCUUCUGCACAUCCAGGAAUGUGGCUAUGGCGAAUGAACCAUCGUUGAUGGUUUGAGUAACUUUAGUUGUGAAAUCUAUUAAUGCAUGUUUAGUAGAUUUACCAGACUGGAAUCCGUAUUGGAAUUUUGGGAUGAUGUUGUGGUUUUCGAGAAAGUUAUUGAGCCUUUCUUUUAGGAUUAGCUCAAGAACUUUACCCAGAGUGUUUAUUAAAGAGAUUGGUCUGUAGGAUUCCACGUCGGUUGGGGGGUUUGCCUUUUUUCAAAAGCAUGAUGGUAUUGGCCACUUUCCAAGGAGUAGGGAAGUGGUUGUUUUUGAGACAUGCUUUGAAUAUUUUAGUUAGAAGAGGGAUGAUACUCUCUGGAAGUUUUUUGAGGCACCUUCGGUUGAUGCUAUCAGGUCCGGGAGCGCUGUUUUUACCCAUUUGGCAAAAGCUCUCCGUUUCCCUGUUUGUGAGGGGGUCCAUGAUAGGAUCAUAGACUGGAACGUGGUAGUUGAGAGUAACAUUUACUAUGUAUUCUGUGUGGAGUUUAAAUAAGCGAUCAAAGUUCGGGUUGUCUGGAGUUUGAAAGUUGUUUUGAAGCGAAUUUCUGAAUGCUUCAGCUUUCCCGUCUGGGGAAUUGACUAUGUGAUUGUUGACCAACAGAUGAGAUGGUUGAGAUAGUUUUUGUUUUGUUAGGACUUUGAAUUUGUGCCAGAAUUUACUUCCGUCUCUGUAGUCCAGUUUUGAGGUAGCAUCUUCCCACCGGCGGGCCGUUAGGUCAGAUAUCUCUCUCUUUAUCCUGGCGCAGAUUCGGUUGUAUUCUGUUUUGAUUAGUGGAUUUCUGUUGGCCUUGUAUUGACGUAGAAGACGUCUUUUUUGUUGGAUUUUGGCUGUGAUGUAUUGUGGAAGUGCCGGAGAUGUAUGGGUUAUUUGUUUAAGUGGGAUUGCGUGCGUGAUCGCCUCGGUGAUGAGGUUCUCAAUUUCUGUUGCACUGGUGGCGAUACUAUCGUUAGUAUCGAGUCCGCCUAACAUAGGGAGAUUUUGCGUGAUGAAACUUUGGAAUUCAGUCCAGUUAGCGUGACGAUAGUCUCUUAUAGUUCUUGGAGGGUUGGGUUGUUUUGGAAUUAGUAUGUCGGUAUUGACAAGAAUUGGUACGUGGUCUGACGUUAUUGAGUCGCCUAUGUGGCAUCUAUCCUCGAACCUAUCCAGAAUGUUACUGGUGACUAGGAUGUGGUCGACAAUAGAGGCCCCAGUGGCGUUCAGAAACGUGUAUUCAGUGUUGGUGAUUUGUGAGAUAGGAAGGUCUAGUAGAAAAUCCGUGAGGCGGAUGCCUUCUGGGUUUUGUCGAUGAUCACCAAACUGUGUAUGUCUACAAUUCAGAUCGCCCAUCAACACGGCCUUGCCUAGCGUUGAAAAAUACUCUAGCAAAUGCCUGUUGAGUGGUUGAUCCGGGUGUUUGUAGUAAGAGACUAUCGUGAGGGUUUUGUUGUUGGGGAUGUGCACGUCAACUGCCAGGAAGUCCACAUCAGGUGGACGAAAAUUUGGUGGGUAUGUAUGUGCGCUGUGUGGUAUUCCGUGUUUCACGAGAAUACCAUUACCACGUGAAACCUGACAGCGGUUUCGAUGAAUGAUCGAAUAUCCUGCGAAAUGUGGAUCGCUUUUCGACAGAGUAUCUGUGAGUGCAAGGAUUUGAAUGUUAUGUUUCGACAUUUGUCUAUUUAGUUCCCAUUCGUUUAUACGAGCUAUCAGCUCAUCACGCCUACUUGAGGUACGUUCUCGAACACUCUUUAUCCCUCCGCCCCCGCCUCGAACAUUCGAUACCGUCAUUCUCGAGUUGUGUACAGUUAUACGGGGGUCGAUCAAAAA